Molecule: messenger RNA, 1923 nt
Organism: Sodiomyces alkalinus F11
Lineage: Eukaryota; Fungi; Ascomycota; Sordariomycetes; Glomerellales; Plectosphaerellaceae
Product: F-box domain-containing protein
Exons: 2
Coding region: 1-1923 (640 amino acids)
Molecular function (GO): protein binding
Source: RefSeq, a predicted model, not a curated record
AUGGGCAUCUUCAGCUUCAGGAAAAAAGACAAGAAAAAGGAGGGACUGGACUCCCAUGCAAGGCAAUCAUCUUGGUCUUCUGCAUCUGGACAGAAGGGCCAUGCUCAACAUGUCAUCUCUUCCCUCUACGGGCCUACCUAUGCUUCAGCCGCACUGAUUGCCCUACUCCCAGAGGGCGUCCUCGAGCGCAUCUUUGCUUUCGUCUGUCCUCAUAGUCAAGAUGAGACAUACGAGAACUGCGAGCAGAGCGCACUGGAGGAUACCUGCAUGCUCUGUGACAUGAGGGACCUUGCGCAUUGUGUCCAAGUUUGCAAGAGAUGGAGGAACCCGGCCAGGAACCUUUUAUACCAUAGUAUCCGAAUCGACUCGGUCCACUAUUGCGAGCGCGAAGCCUACCUAGCCGAAAUGCGCAAGAGGCGCACACGAUUUGAUCGCAACGGAGACCCGGAAGAUGUCCCAAGCGCCCGGCUGAAGCUUCUCUGUCGUACCUUGCGCGAGGAUCCUACCAGGCUCGGCUCUCGCGUCUGUUUCUUCAAGACGCCGUACAUGCUACGCGAGGGUGCGCAGGCUGAUCUAGCUCGCACUAUCGCCGUUCUACCUCAUCUGUUUUACGUCGACCUACCAGAGGGCCUCUAUUCGGACGACUCUGCCUACGCAACUUUGCGGCUGGAGGUUGAGGCCAGGUGCCCGAAUCUUCAGAAGAUGACGUAUCGCGCUGGCUCAGAGCGUAGUCUGGCUCGGCUAUCCCACGGGAGGAUAUGGUGCAACCUUCAAGUCCUUGAACUGAUCAACAUCAACAUGGAUCCAAGCAUCCUUCGCCAGGUUCUUGGCGCCCUGCGAUACCUGCGGGCACUCAAGGUGACGGAGAGCAAGACAUUUACCGACGACGUAUUCGCGUACAAUGAGAUGCUACCUCCCUUCCCUGCUCUCGAGCAGCUGGUCCUCACCAAGACACCGGGCAUCACUUCUGCUGGUCUGGUGGAAUACCUCAGUCGGCCCGAGCCGCGCAUGACACUUACGGAUUUGUCUCUCGUCAAAACAGGCGUGGAAGUACCUCUUCUGCAUGAAGUUGUUAUCGCAGCAACGUCGUUGAAGUCGCUCGCCGUGCAAGCCAAAGUUGAUGGCCCUUUCAAAAGUGGCCCUCACACUCAGCGGCUCACAUCCGGAUCACUGGAGACGCUACGCUUCGAGAUCAGUGGUGACUCGGGCGCCAGUCCCUAUUCUAGCUCCGCCGCCUCGACGUACUACACAUAUCUUGCUUCCUCCAUCCUCGGAGGGGGGUUGAGGAAUUUACGAGCGGUCUAUGUCCUGGAUGAGGACUUUGCAGAUAUGCUGCAAGGCCUCCCCCCGCCGCCACUGCCUCGCGCACCUUUUGCUCAAGGAACAGGGUCGCGGCCCCGAUCAUCUGGUUCGGGUAUGUCCAUGUCGACGUCGCCAAGGGGCGGGUUCCUCGCUCCGCCGAACGCCGCCAGCCCCGACUUGGCCCCUCCUCGGCGGCCCUUCGCAGUGCCGUCUGCUCCUGCCUCCAACCGUUUCAGUUCCAACAACCCGUUCGCCGGCACGGGCUCUCUCACCCACACCCUCGAGGUCUUUGCCAAGCGCGACGAGGCCAUGAAUUGGUCCUUCGUCAAGGUGUCUCCGGACGCCGCACUAGCGCCUUCUUCCUCGCGCCAUAGCAUGGUUGGCGGCGCGCGCCACGACCGGCCCCUGAGCACCUACGGUCUCGGCGCGGACAUUGCUGGCCAAGGAUGGAACACGCCUGGCGCACGGAGGAGUGUCAUGGUAGGCAAUGGCGUGGGCGGCUUCGUAGCCAUACCGACCCAUGAACCCGCCGGCUUGAAACCGCCGGGGGGUGAUGCGUUGUGGCCCCGCCCUCUGACUAGCGAUGGAGAGAAGAAGGGCGAUCGGGAUAUAUGGCGGUAA